Molecule: messenger RNA, 2053 nt
Organism: Engraulis encrasicolus (European anchovy)
Lineage: Eukaryota; Metazoa; Chordata; Actinopteri; Clupeiformes; Engraulidae
Product: anti-Muellerian hormone type-2 receptor-like
Exons: 11
Coding region: 107-1618 (503 amino acids)
Biological process (GO): protein phosphorylation; cellular response to growth factor stimulus; BMP signaling pathway
Cellular component (GO): signaling receptor complex; plasma membrane
Molecular function (GO): transforming growth factor beta receptor activity; ATP binding
Source: RefSeq, a predicted model, not a curated record
GGACUGUGCAGGUGUGCGACUGGUAUGGAGGAGUUUAGUGUGGGGAAGCCUCGAGGUCAUUCCCAUCUCUUUGAAAGUCUGUACUUUAGUUGCUGUUGGAUCACCCAUGGGUAUGGGUCUCUGGAUUUACACUGCUCUUUGUGGAUCUGCCAUUGCUGGUUUCACAGCAGCAGAUGGGACGCCGCAGAGGAGAUGUGAGUUUUAUGCCAGCUCACGCAACAUGGAGGAGGCUGUGCUGUCUGGGAGCGUGAACGGGACGGUGCAGUACUGUGGGAAAACCCAGUGCUGCAUUGGCAUCUUUCAGAUGGUCGAUGGUCAUUUCAAGCCUGAUCAUCUAGGUUGCAGUCGGCUUGGAACCCCCUGUCCGAACGUCACAUGCUCUGAAUCCACAUAUUUUAAAAACUACACAACGUGCCUGUGCGGCUCAGAUUUCUGCAACACUAACAUGACUUGGAGCCCGGGAACCCCACAGUUACAGCAGUCUGGUCCUCAGGCAGUCAGCAGAGCCGCAGUGAGCACCAUCCUGCUCAGCUUACUGAUCUGCAUCCUGAUGAUUUUGAUAUCGCUCGCUGUGGGACACGGACUGAGAACACACUUCUGCCUCCAUGAUGAGGAGGCAGCUUCAUCCAAUGAUGAUUUGAAACCCCGUUGUUCCUGUUCUAGAACCCCAAUGAUGGACAUCGACCUGGCGAACAUGAAGUUACACAAGUUUGUAGCCUCUGGUCGUUUUGGUCUUGUUUGGCAAGGUAGCUACCAAGGAGAGGAGGUUGCCUUGAAACUUUUCCCUGUGAAGAACGACCAAGAGUUCACCAGAGAGAGAGACAUUUAUUCCCUUCCCCUCAUGGUGCAUGCUGGGAUCACCCGCUUCUUUGGAGCAGGAAGAGCCUUGAGUGGGGAACCAGUGCUGGCCUUGAAACUUGCUACACAUGGUUCCCUGAAUUCCUACCUAUCAAAGGCUGUUAUUAGCUGGAAGGAGGCUAUGAGAUUAUCAAAGUCCUUGGUGGAAGGACUUGCAUAUCUUCAUUCUGACCACUUCUCAAAUGGAAUGCAUAAACCGCCUGUGGCACACAGAGACCUGAGCAGUAACAAUGUGCUGGUGCAGGCGGAUGGCUCCUGUGCCCUGUGUGACUUUGGCUGUGCCACCAUCCUGUGCCCUUGUGCCAGCCGGAGGGAGUGGCAGCACACGGCUAACACACCUCAGGAGUCUGUCCCGGUUGGCACGUUGUGCUACAUGUCUCCUGAGCUCCUGGACAGGUCUGUUGACCUGAACGGGGGCAGGUGUCUGCUGCAGGGAGAUGUCUACGCUCUGGGCCUGUUGCUAUGGGAGACGUGGAUGUGCUGCUCAGACCUGUUCCGUGGGCGACAAGAUCUGAAGCACCGCUUGCCGUAUGAGGCAGAGCUCGGACCCAAACCCACGCUGGAGCAGUUGCUUGUCUUUGUGUUCGAGAAAAGAGGACGGCCAGCAAUGCCAUCAGCAUGGGCUCGAGUUUCUCAGAUUAAGAGUUUUUCCUUGCAAGAAAUACUAGAGGACUGUUGGGAUCACGAUCCUGAGGCCCGUCUGACUGCCCGCUGCACCGCGGACCGGAUAGCCUCCCUAACCACAGACCUCUCCCUCUAGCAGCAGGGCAGCAGCAGCAUCUCUCAGGCACGGAUCCACUAUUUAAUAACAACAAAAAUGUUGUGGGGGUGAUUUGUUUGGGGUUUUUUUUUACCACUAUUGGGACUUGUUGCAUCUGCAGCAAACAAUGGCCAAACAUAGGCAAUAUUUUUCAAAGGACAAUUCCUACAGAUUUCAACAUGCUUUUGUAUUGCUCACGACUUGCCAGGCAACCAGGCUGCCGGGCAGGCUUGUGCAAAAUUCAGAAUUCGUGAUUUUAAAGGGGCACAAUGUGACGUCGUUCGCGCAGUGCCUGUGUCAAAAUCUACACAGUCAUAAAAAAAUGCUGUUUAAAUAAAGUUGCUGUGGGAAUGUUUUUCAUCACGGAAUGGCCGCAGUUGAUGCAAAUCUGAAUACAGUAUGUAGCUGUUUUUCGUAUGAGAAGUGUUCCCCACG